Pipistrellus nathusii (Nathusius's pipistrelle) is the source of this 1452-nucleotide messenger RNA. The record is from the annotation of a GenBank genome assembly. Lineage: Eukaryota; Metazoa; Chordata; Mammalia; Chiroptera; Vespertilionidae.
AUGAGGAAGGACCUGCUGAUGAAUAUUACAUCAUAUACCGAAACGUUUUUGAUAAGAAUGAAGGUUAUUGAAAAUAAUUCCUCAAGCAUUCAAUUGCAAAUAGACAAAAUAAAACAACUCAGGGCAGCGUAUGAUGUGAAAGAACUAAAACAUUUUCCUUUCUCCAAAGACCCUUCAAAACCUAUUCCAGGCAUGAUUCUCGAAGAAUCCUUCAAUUUAGAUGCUCUCAAUAAAUACCUGAAACAUCUGGAAGAUAAAUAUGCAGAAAUUAAACAACUAAUGUCAGAAAAAUAUGUCCCACUUCAGAGGAAGACAGAUUUAGAGGAGGAAAUGAUUGUGAUAGUAAAACGGCACGAGGUAGCUGACAGUCUGAACAAAGAAUUAGAGUUUAGUCAUAGAAGACUGCAGAUUAUUUCAUACGCACUUACUUCAUGGUCAAAAUCUGAUGAGAGCAGCUCAUUUGAAGACUUCGUGAAGCAAAUUGAGGAAAUCCACAGUUUACACGGUUGCCAAAGCUUUAUCGAAGAGCUAAUGGAAGAUGAUCCAGGCAAGGCAAAAGAAGCUGAAAUUUUGCUUUCCUACAUUGAAAGGUUCAAUCAAUUAAUCUCACUUGGUGAAUAUGAGAAGGCCGCUUGUUUUGCAGCAAAAAGUCCGAGAGGAAUUCUUCUAAACAUGGGGACAGUGAAUAAACUUAAGGCUGCUGGAAAAAUUAAAGGAAAGCCUUUUCCAUUACUAUCAUUUUUUGAGGCUAUCUUUACCACAAGUCAUGCUAAUAGACGUCCUAUUGAUGCAGAACUAACCCUGGAAGGAAUCAAAUGUGGACUUUCGGAAAAACGUUUAGAUUUAGUUAUCCACUGGAUCACUCAAGAAAAGCUCACAUUUUCUGAGGAGGCUGGGGAUAUGAUUUGUGAUUAUGGAGAUCAGGAUACUUAUAACAAGGCCAAGUGCCUGGCUUUAGCUCUGAUCAUCUACAGUGAAUGUAAGCUGUUCAACAAAAUUAUUCUCUGCCUGUGUAAACAGGAUCAGCUGCUUGAGGCUAUGGAAUACAUACAACAACUCAAGGACUAUACUUAUGAUGACCUGAUGCAGCUAAUAAAGUUAUGUCCCCACUAUGGAUUAAUUCAGUGUCUCACUAAAGAAUGGAAAGGAAAACCACCACUUUUAUCUUUUGGUCUCACUAUACUUUAUCUGUUCUCUGUUGAUAUGAAAAAAGUUGGCAUUAAACUACUUCAUGAACUAAAUAGAAGUGGGAAAGAUGCAAUAGAAAAUCUUAUCGGAAAUGAUCCAUUUUGCUCUCUAGAAAAUUGGCAAGAAAUGGCAAGUAUAUGCUCACAGAAUGGCUUUGACAGAUUAUGUGAUGAAAUCAUUUCCACUCUUCGAUCUCAGGCUGGAGUCACAGAAAUUUCUGAAGAGGAUGAUGCAGUCAAUGUAAUGGAACAUGUUUUUUGGUAG